Durusdinium trenchii is the source of this 1118-nucleotide messenger RNA. The record is from the annotation of a GenBank genome assembly. NCBI's taxonomy places the organism in Eukaryota, Dinophyceae, Suessiales, Symbiodiniaceae.
AACUCCUGUUCAAACGACAGUGCGUCUGCCGCUGCCUGUGCCAUGUGGUUUGGCUUUCGACUCGCUUUUCUUCUGUUGCUGCGUUGUAUUCGAUGGGUAUCCGCUGUAGACAUCACGUUGUAUGUGCGUUCCCAAGGUCUUGUUCAUCAGACUGGUGCGUUGAACGAAGUUCUGGCCGCCGUGGUGGACGCUGGUUGGUCCCACACGACGGUCGUGAGCAUGAAAGAGGCCGAGGAGGAGUUGAAACAUAGCGGCUUGUGGAGUUAUUUUCCCUGGAUCUGGCAAACAGAGAAGAAGCGCUUUGGCAAGCGCUCUGCUGGUGAACGCUGGGUGGUUUUUCUGGAGGCCGCCACCAUGGUAGAUCCCAAAGCUUUGGAACUACUACUGGCCCAGUAUGACGCCAGAGAACCGUGGUAUCUUGGUCGUUCUCUUCAAGAUGAUCAGAUGUCAAUUAUUCAUCAUUAUCAACAAGAACCAGCUUACCCUCUAGUCCAUGCAGGCUUCGCUUUAAGCGGUGGGCUCUUGAAAAAGCUUCUCAAGGACUUGGAGGAGAAGCCGGUGGGAAGCGGACAGCAGAUCGAACCUGUUUGGGAGCUGGCCAGCCGACUGGGCAAGAUGGGCAUCUUCAUUACGCACCAUGAGGGGUUUUGCCGCGAACCACGCCCGCACUGUGCAACGUGGGUGCGUCCGCUGGACCGUUUUCGGGCCACCCAGGGACUGAGACCUGAAGAGGUCGUUAUCGCUGUUAAGACGGUUGACAAGUUCCACCCAAUCCGUUUGCCGCUGUUGAAAGAGUUCUGGGCCGAUGAAAGCAUUGUGCAGGUGCUCUACAUGAGUAACACUGGUGGUGAUGAGGCCAAGAUCAUCGACCUGAGCGUCGACUUUGGCGACAUGGUGGACCCCAAGAAAGAGUCCAACAAACAGGGGAGUGGCCAUUGCACAAAGAUGCAAGCAAUACUCAGGUAUUUGCACCGCUUCGAGCCUGACCGGCGGUGGUACGUGGUCACGGAUGAUGAUACCUUGGUGAACGUCCCUCGCUUGCUGCGGGUCUUGGACUCUCAUGAUGACCGGGAGGCCAUCUACUUGGGGGAGCGCUAUGGGUGGUCUCACAUGCAGGA